Astrephomene gubernaculifera is the source of this 2229-nucleotide messenger RNA. The record is from the annotation of a GenBank genome assembly. Lineage: Eukaryota; Viridiplantae; Chlorophyta; Chlorophyceae; Chlamydomonadales; Astrephomenaceae.
CACGCAUUUUACUUACAUGUGUGCGAUUUCCUGUAAUAGGCUUUCUCUGCUGUGUGCUAGCAUUUACUGAUCGAACGACCUAGAUUUCCACCCAGUGCUGGCGCAGGCGACCCGAUGGAUUUACUAACAGGUUAUGGGUCAGAUGAAGCAUCUGAUACCGAAGAAGAGCAUGUCCCCCAGCCAAAGCUUUCACCGGCUCGGGGUAAUGGCACACUGGGGUCGUCAGCAUCAGCUUCAGCAGUGCCCUCAGCGAUGCCCGCAACCAAUGCCAAAUCUAUAGCGGACGACGAGGACGACUCACUAGGACGAUCUGCAGCAGCAUCUAGCAGCUUAUGGUCCCAGCUGCCGCCACCCUCUGCCCAACCAUCGGCGCCCUCCCAGUCAUCAUCCGGCGGCCUGCUAGGCCUGCCUCCCCCAUCAGCCCCUUCCGGCGCUACCACCAGCCGCAAAGUCGUCACCAUGCAGCUGCCAUUCCGUAAAGAGCUCCUCGCCGCAGCGGCGCUCAGCAGCGACGAAGAGGACGAGCCAGCGGCUAAACGCGUCCGUACAGGCGGUGGCAAGUCCCGUCUCAUGGACUUCCUGCCGCCUCCAAAGUACGACACCCGAGCCCUGGGGGCCGGUCCCACACGACCACCAACCGCAGCAGCAGCAGCAGCAGCACCCGCAGGGCCCUCUUCAGCUGGCCCAGCCACCGCAGCUGCUAGCGCACCUGCAGCCGGUCUGCCCGCUGACUUCUUCUCAGGCGGAGGAGGCCCCUCCAGCAGCGUCGCCUACAGCAACGAGGCCUUCCGGGUCCAACCAGGGGACGAAGCGCAGGACGCUGCAGGGGCUGCAGUCGCAGCACCGUACGACCAGGGGCAGUACGUGUACGGCUCGUACGAUUACGGAGCGCCGUACGGAGGCUACAGCAGCUAUGACUAUUACGGUGCGGCAGCAGCAGCAGGGCCAUCAGCGGCCUACGGUCCGGGUCCUCUGCCGGGUCCCUCCUCCUCAACCGGGCGGGGUACGACAGCUGCAAUCAAAGCAGCUGCAGCAGGCGGUGUCGCAGCAGCAGCAACAACAGGCGCCGCUGCGCCUGUAGACCUGAUCGAGGAGGCCCUGCGUGCGGAGGCGGAGCGAGCCAGCAAGCGGGCGGGGGGAGGCGGGGGCGGCGGCGGCGGGGGGGUGAAGCUGGUGGAGAUCAGCGCCAAGGACCUGACGCACAUGGACCCGGCGGCGCGGGAGGCGGCCAACAGCGCUCGAGAUGCGCUGGGGACGGAGUACGCGAUGUCCCUGCGCCGCUCCGCCGCCCCCUUCGAGGGCAGCAAGAUGGCUCGCCGCAAGCACCAGAUCGGUACGCUGCUGUUCAACGCGCGCAUGCAGGAGCUGGACCACAUGGAGAAGCGCACGCAGGGGCAGAAGAGCAAGGCGGAGACGGCCGCCAAGUACGGCUGGUAAGGGGGGCCCAUGGAGUGCUGCGGGUCGUCAGGAACCCUCACCCUUGUCUGUCGAGGAGCCAGGAAGGGCGGCGCGCACUGCCGACCACAGGCUGCCAGUGCUGGCCGUCCGCCUAUCCUGGUCGUACGUCUCUGGAGCUAGCAGGAGAUGGUGUUUUGCGGAGUUGGGGAGUUGCAUGGUUGCUGAGUUCGGUAGUGCUGCACACUGCGCCUGCGGGGCGUUGUGAGCAAGGCCCGGACCUCAACUGACAAUGACGUGGGUGUGCAUUACAUUGAGAUGUAAUACGUGACCAAUGGGCUGCUAGCUACUGUUGCUGGCCGUACCGCAGCUAGAUGGAGGUGGGAUUGGGGUCCAGAGGCCGUAACGGUGGCGGGCAGCGCAAGGAGUCCAGCAUUGGUUGAGGGGGGAAAGGGGAUUACCCUUUGGUUGAGGGAAGGGUAGCGAAGGAGGGUUAGGGGUGUGCUCGACACGCGCGAACCCCAACUGUCACCGUCCUGUGAAUCAUGCACGUUGCCCAGCAGUUGGGCGGUACAUGAUACCGAUACAAGGACUGGGCAACAGCUGCUGCAUGCGGGGAGGACGCUUGUUACCUGGAACGCAGCGACGCUGUCAGAGUGUGUUAAGAGCCGUUAGAAGCCGCUUCACAGUGCAUACCGGCAGUACAGAGACAAGAUGAGAACCCAUCACAGGCAGCCAACCCACUGCGCCUAGGGGCGUCACCGGCUGGGCGGCUGCUGCAAGGUUGCUAGAUUAGGAAACUGGGGACAGGCCUCACAUUGUGCUCGCAAUGAC